GUGCCAGCGAGGGCCUCAUCACGGACGAAAAAGACGGCUCGCCGGACCUGAUCCUCUUCGUAGGCGUGGGCUUCGAGUCGCUGGCGGACCACCCGGAAACGUUCGAGGCCGCGGACGGCGGGAUCAACCGCGCAUGCCGGGGCAGGAACGAGGAUGACGGCACGGUUAUCUCCGAGAUGUGGGGGAAUUACUUUUCGACAACAUCUUACGACGUAGAGAACACGGAGUCGCGCGAACAUUGCGAGUCGUUGUGUAAGGAGAAAGACGCGUGCGUGGGCUACGAGUACAAGUUCGAGGCCAGCUUCGGCGGGUUCCUGGCGGCCGGGCGCUGCGAGCUGUGGAACCGGCAGGUCCAGACGACGGCGCCGCACGAAGGCUUCGAGUGCUACAGGCGUGCUCGGUGA
This is a messenger RNA of Prorocentrum cordatum, 404 nucleotides long. Lineage: Eukaryota; Dinophyceae; Prorocentrales; Prorocentraceae. The record is from the annotation of a GenBank genome assembly.